AUGUGGGCUUUCUGCAUUGGAGCUCUGGUAAUCAUAAGCAUCACACAUUGGCUUUACAGCUGGAGAAAUCCCCGAUGCAAAGGAAAACUCCCUCCAGGUUCAAUGGGCUUGCCACUCCUUGGUGAGUCCCUCCAGUUCUUCUCUCCCAACACUUCUUCUGACGUUCCUCCGUUCAUCAAAAAAAGGACGGAUAGGCAUGGGCCGAUAUUCAGGACAAAUUUGGUCGGACGACCGGUCGUUAUAUCAACGGACCCGGAUCUCAACUACUUCGUCUUCCAACAAGAGGGACAUUUGUUUCAAAGCUGGUACCCGGAAACAUUCACACAGAUAUUUGGACGACAGAAUGUGGGAUCAUUACAUGGGUUCAUGUACAAGUACCUUAAGAACAUGGUGCUGAAUCUUUUUGGUCCUGAAAGCCUGAAAAAGAUGCUCCCUGAAGUUGAAAAGGCAGCAACCAGAGGAUUACACCGGUGGUCAUGUCAGGACGCCGUUGAAUUAAAAGACGCAACUGCAAGUAUGAUUUUUGAUCUGACUGCAAAGAAACUGAUCAGUUAUGAAGCGGAUAACUCCUCAGAGAAUCUAAGGGAGAACUUCGUUGCAUUCAUACAGGGAUUAAUUUCCUUCCCUUUGGACAUUCCUGGAACAGCUUACCACAAAUGUUUACAGGGUAGGAAAAGGGCAAUGGGGAUGCUGAAGCGCAUGCUACAGGAAAGACGGGCAAUGCCCAGGAAGCAGCAAAGUGAUUUCUUUGAUUAUGUUCUUGAAGAGCUUAAAAAAGAUGGAACAAUUCUCACAGAGGAAAUUGCUCUGGAUUUGAUGUUUGUGCUACUGUUUGCCAGCUUUGAAACCACCUCCCUGGCUCUAACUUUAGCAAUCAAGUUUCUUUCAGACCAUCCUCUAGUGCUGAAGCAAUUAACGGAAGAGCAUGAGGCAAUUCUUAACAAUCGGGAAAAUGCUGAUUCUGGACUUACAUGGAAAGAAUACAAAUCAAUGACAUUUACAUUCCAGUUCAUAAAUGAAACAGUAAGAUUGGCAAAUAUAGUUCCAGGGAUCUUCCGCAAAGCACUGAGAGAUAUUCAGUUUAAAGGAUAUACCAUUCCAGCAGGUUGGGCCGUUAUGGUCUGUCCCCCAGCUGUACACUUGAACCCUGCAAAAUAUGAAGAUCCCCUCGCUUUCAAUCCAUGGAGAUGGGAGGGAGUGGAAUUAAAUGGUGCAUCCAAACAUUUCAUGGCUUUCGGUGGUGGCAUGAGGUUCUGUGUCGGAACCGAAUUUACUAAGGUGCAAAUGGCAGUGUUUCUCCAUUGUUUGGUAACGAAGUACAGGUGGCAAACAAUCAAAGGAGGAAAUAUUGUUAGAACUCCUGGUUUACAAUUUCCAAAUGGAUUUCACAUUCAGCUCUGUAAGAAGGAUACAAGGAAACAGGACACAACUCUACAUAACCAAAGCUGAGCAAUGCACAGGCAAGUCAUUUGUGUGACUAAAGACAAUACUAAAGGUUCCAGCUUGGCGCCAUGCCCAUCAGGAUCACUGGU
Messenger RNA from Corylus avellana, 1532 nucleotides. RefSeq names its product cytochrome P450, family 87, subfamily A, polypeptide 2 (gene CYP87A2). Gene Ontology annotation, molecular function: monooxygenase activity; heme binding; oxidoreductase activity, acting on paired donors, with incorporation or reduction of molecular oxygen. Gene Ontology annotation, biological process: brassinosteroid homeostasis; sterol metabolic process; brassinosteroid biosynthetic process. The record is from RefSeq and is a predicted model, not a curated record. NCBI's taxonomy places the organism in Eukaryota, Viridiplantae, Streptophyta, Magnoliopsida, Fagales, Betulaceae.